AUGACAGCAGUGCUCUCAUCCAUGGACCCCCUGCGAAAGGAGAGGACAAUGUCUUUCGACGACAACGCCGUCAGCUACUCUCCUGGCGGUACAGACUGGAGAACCAAGUACAAUGAAGUGCUUGAUAUGCUCGCAGAGACCAAGGCCGAACUUGACGAAUUUCAUCACGCAAGCAAGGAACUAGAAGCAGAGUUGGAAGCGGAAUUGGCACGCACAGAACAGGCCCAGCAAGACCUCAAGAUAAAGGUCUCGAGGGCCGAAUCAGAGCGGGAUGACUGGAAGUCCAAGUUCAUGUCUCUGCAGACCAACCACAAUACGACAACAACUUCGCUUCAACGGGAACUAGACAAGCUGCGUCAGGAAUAUCAGUCUGUUAAAGUUCAACUGCGGGAAUUGGAGAUGGGAAAUGACGAUCUGGAGCGGAACGAGCGUGCUAUAUCCUGUAGUCUGGCGGACAUGGAGGCCAAGUAUUCGCGCGUGUUGGAGGAGAAGAUCUUGUUGGAGCAGGAACUGUUAGAGAAGGUUCAUUUGGAAGAAGAGACGCAACGAUUGAAGGACGAGUUAAGAGAUGCCAAUGAAGAAAACUCUGUCCUCAAGAAUAAACUCUCUUCUGCAGAAGCAACCGCGGCAGAACAGGCUUCACAACUCCUCGAUUUACAGCGAACUAGGCGCUCAGAGGAAAACCUCCGGCAGACAUCGCGGCCACCUGACCUUGACCUAUCUGAACUCUCACCAAGGUCGAAAGCGGCAGGGUCGCAAGUCACGACGCCGAAAGCUUCUGGACUCUCCAAAUCCGUUACCCAAGCAUCGCUACAGCGUGCAUCCCUCUAUAGCAAAGAAAGCCCACUCAGCGCACUCAAAGCUUCCCACUCGUGGAACGCCGACAGCUAUUCGAACCUCCACCUCGACGUCAUCAACAAGUACCACCGCCUCAAGGAAUAA
Molecule: messenger RNA, 942 nt
Organism: Coprinopsis cinerea okayama7#130
Lineage: Eukaryota; Fungi; Basidiomycota; Agaricomycetes; Agaricales; Psathyrellaceae
Exons: 6
Coding region: 1-942 (313 amino acids)
Biological process (GO): vesicle transport along microtubule; cell migration; microtubule nucleation
Cellular component (GO): kinetochore; centrosome; kinesin complex
Molecular function (GO): microtubule binding
Source: RefSeq, a predicted model, not a curated record